This is a messenger RNA of Herpailurus yagouaroundi (jaguarundi), 15214 nucleotides long. RefSeq names its product FAT atypical cadherin 1 (gene FAT1). The transcript is spliced from 30 exons. The record is from RefSeq and is a predicted model, not a curated record. NCBI's taxonomy places the organism in Eukaryota, Metazoa, Chordata, Mammalia, Carnivora, Felidae. Bases 572 to 14437 code for a protein of 4621 amino acids. Gene Ontology annotation, molecular function: calcium ion binding. Gene Ontology annotation, cellular component: plasma membrane. Gene Ontology annotation, biological process: homophilic cell-cell adhesion.
GAGGGAGGGAGUGGGGAAAGAGGCAGCGAUCCGCCGCAGUUCCCGGCCGCAACUCCCAAACUCAGCGGCUUGCUGCCUGGACAUGUCCUGACAAACUUGGCUUCUCCUCGGCCCUCUCCGUAGCCCUCGCGCACUCUCAUUUCGCCUCCUUUUGGUGUGCAACUUUCCACCCAGGACGGGAGCCUCCGGAGAUGUGGCCACCUGGGUCCGGGCAGCGCCGGCGGAUCGCGCUCUCGUUGGGGACAUGCUGAAGAUCCGAGGGAGUCAAAGUUGGUACUUCAGAUACGGCUUUUUAACAAAUAUCUAAAUUACGUGGGGAUUACGGAGCUACCGAGGACUUUAAAGCCUGCAUCCAAGGACUCGGCUGAACUGGCUAAAGGAUCAGGAAAACGUGUCGUCGCGAGUCUGGAAUCUCCAUCUCUGGCUCUCGGCUGUUCCUGUGGCGAAAAAGUGCAACUUCUUCAGGCAAUUAGGUUUCGCAGUGAGCCUGGAAAAUCGGGAUUCCCAAACAGAUGUUUUAGCUCUAAUAGGCGUUUUUAUUUAUUAAUGAAUGAUUCCUGAGGGUUAAGCGAUGGGGAGACCUGUGGCCUUGCUCCUGCUCCUGCUCCUCCAGCGUUUUGGAGACGGCGACGGAAGCCAAACCCCUGAGCAGAGUCCUCUCCAGUUUACACACUUCCAGUACAAUGUCACGGUGCACGAAAACUCUGCAGCUAAAACCUACGUGGGCCAUCCUGUAAAGAUGGGUAUUUACCUUACAAAUCCACUGUGGGAGUUAAGGUACAGAAUUAUCUCCGGGGACAACGAAAACCUUUUCAAAGCUGAAGAGUAUGUCCUUGGAGACUUUUGCUUCUUAAGAAUAAGGACCAAAGGAGGAAAUACAGCUAUUCUUAAUAGGGAAGUAAAAGACCAUUACACAUUGAUAGUCAAAGCAGUUGAAAAAAAUACUAAUGCUGAAGCCCGAGCCAAGGUCAGGGUGCAAGUGCUGGAUACAAACGACUUGAGACCGCUGUUCUCCCCCACCUCGUACAGUGUUUCGUUACCUGAAAACACAGCCAUAAGGACCAGUAUUGCCAGAGUCAGCGCCACAGAUGCAGACAUAGGAACCAACGGAGAGUUUUACUACAGUUUCAAAGAUCGAACAGAUGUGUUCGCUAUUCACCCGACCAGCGGUGCCAUAGUUUUAACUGGUAGGCUCGAUUACGCAGAGACCAAGCUCUAUGAGAUGGAGAUUCUUGCUGUGGACCGUGGGAUGAAACUGUAUGGUAGCAGUGGUAUCAGCAGCAUGGCUAAGCUGACGGUUCACGUGGAACAGGCCAACGGAUGUGCUCCUGUGAUCACGGCGGUGACGCUGUCUCCAUCAGAACUGGACAAGGACCCAACAUAUGCAAUCGUAACCGUGGACGACUGUGAUCAGGGGCCCAAUGGGGAAAUAGCUUCUUUAAGCAUUGUGGCAGGUGACCUCCUUCAACAGUUUAGAACAGUGAGGUCCUCUCCAGGGAGUAAAGAAUAUAAAGUCAAGGCAGUUGGUGGCAUUGAUUGGGACAGUCAUCCUUUUGGCUACAAUCUGACGCUACAGGCUAAAGAUAAAGGAACCCCUCCCCAGUUCUCUUCUGUGAAAGUAAUUCAUGUGACUUCUCCGCAGUUCAAAGCUGGGCCAGUCAAGUUUGAAAAGGAUGUUUAUAGAGCAGAAAUCGGUGAGUUUGCUCCUUCCAAUACCCCCGUGGUCAUGGUGAAAGCCACGCCUAGUUAUUCUCAUUUGAGGUAUGUUUUCAAAAGUACCCCCGGGAAAGCUAAAUUCAGUUUAAAUCCCAACACUGGUCUCAUUUCCAUUUUGGAGCCAGUUAAAAGACAGCAGGCAUCCCAUUUUGAACUUGAAGUAACAACAAGUGACAGAAGAGCCUCGACCAGAGUGUUGGUUAAAGUCUUAGGUGCGAACAGCAAUCCCCCUGAGUUUACCCAGACUGCUUACAAAGCAUCUUUUGAUGAGAACGUGCCCAUUGGUACGACGGUCCUGAGCGUGAGUGCCGUGGACCCCGAUGAGGGGGAGAAUGGCUAUGUGACUUACAGUAUUGCCAAUUUAAACCACGUGCCCUUCGUCAUUAACCAUUUCACUGGUGCCGUGAGUACUUCAGAAAACCUGGACUAUGAGCUGAUGCCUCGGGUUUAUACUCUGAGGAUUCGAGCGUCAGACUGGGGCUUGCCAUACCGCCGGGAAGUUGAAGUCCUCGCCACGGUGACCCUCAAUAACUUGAAUGACAACACACCCUUGUUUGAGAAAAUCAAUUGUGAAGGAACUAUCCCCAGGGAUCUAGGUGUGGGGGAGCAAAUAACUACUGUUUCUGCGAUUGAUGCUGACGAACUUCAGUUGGUCCGAUACCAGAUUGAAGCUGGAAACGAACUAGAUUUGUUCAGCCUAAACCCCAGCUCUGGGGUGUUGUCCCUAAAGCAGUCCCUACUGGAUGGCUUAGGGACCAAGGUGUCAUUUCACAGCCUGAGAAUCACGGCCACAGAUGGAGAGAAUUUUGCCACACCGUUAUACAUCAACAUAACUGUGGCUGCUAGUCGCAAGCCAGUACACUUGCAGUGCGAAGAGACGGGCGUUGCCAAAAUGCUGGCGGAGAAACUCCUGCAGGCAAAUAAGUUACACAGUCAGGGAGAGGUGGAGGACAUUUUCUUGGAUUCCCACUCUGUCAAUGCGCACGCGCCACAGUUCAGAAGUACUCUCCCCGCUGGUGUUGAGGUAAAGGAAAACCGUCCAGUGGGUGCCAGCAUAAUUUUCAUGAAUGCUACUGACCUGGACACUGGCUUCAAUGGAAAACUGGUCUAUGCCAUUUCUGGAGGAAAUGAGGAUAGUUGCUUUGUAAUUGACAUGGAAACUGGAAUGCUGAAGAUUUUAUCUCCGCUUGACCGUGAAACAACAGACAAGUACACCCUGAACAUUACAGCAUCUGACCUUGGUAUACCACAGAAGGCCGCUUGGCGUCUUGUAGACAUCAGAGUUCUGGAUGCCAAUGAUAAUCCCCCGGAGUUUUUACAGGAGAGCUACUUUGUUGAAGUGCGCGAAGACAAAGAGGUAGAUAGUGAAAUCAUCCAGGUUGAAGCCACAGAUAAAGAUUUAGGGCCGAAUGGACAUGUGACCUACUCUAUUCUCACAGACACAGAUAAAUUCUCCAUUGACAGCGUGACUGGAGUUGUUAAAAUUGUGUCCCCUUUGGAUCGCGAAGUACAGCAUGUGCAUUACUUAAAGAUUGAAGCCAGGGAUCAAGCCAGAGAAGAACCUCAGUUGCUUUCCACAGUUCUUUUGAAAGUAUCAUUAGAGGAUGUUAAUGACAACCCACCUAGGUUCAUUCCACCUAAUUACCGUGUGAAAGUUCGCGAAGACCUUCCAGAAGGAACCAUAAUCAUGUGGUUGGAGGCCUAUGAUCCCGAUUUAGGUCAGUCUAGCCAAGUGAGAUACAGUCUGCUGGACCACGGAGAAGGACACUUUGAUGUGGAUAAACUCAGCGGAGCGGUCAGAAUUGUCCAGCAUUUGGACUUUGAGAAGAAGCAAGUGUAUAAUCUCACCGUGAGGGCCAAAGACAAAGGGAAGCCGGUUUCUCUGUCUUCCACUUGCUAUGUUGAAGUUGAGGUCAUUGAUGUGAAUGAGAACUUACACCCACCAGUGUUUUCCAGCUUUGUGGAGAAGGGGGUAGUGAAAGAAGAUGUCCCUAUUGGUUCCUCAGUAAUGACAGUGUCUGCUCACGAUGAGGACACAGGAAGAGACGGGGAGAUCCGCUAUUCCAUAAGAGAUGGUUCUGGUGUUGGUGUUUUCAAAAUAGACGAAGAGACAGGUGUCAUAGAGACCUCAGACGGACUUGACCGGGAGUCCACCUCCCAUUACUGGCUAACAGUCUAUGCAGCUGAUCGGGGUGUCGUGCCUCUCUCAUCGUUUAUAGAGAUCUACAUAGAGGUCGAGGACGUCAAUGACAACGCCCCACAGACAUCAGAGCCUGUUUAUUACCCAGAAAUAAUGGAAAAUUCUCCCAAGGAUGUAUCUGUGGUCCAAAUAGAGGCAUUUGAUGCAGAUUCUAGCUCUAAUGACAAGCUGACCUACAAAAUUACAAGUGGAAAUCCACAAGGAUUUUUUUCAAUACAUCCUAAAACAGGUCUUAUCGCAACAACGUCAAGGAAACUGGACCGAGAGCAGCAGGAUGAACAUAUAUUAGAAGUUACCGUGACAGACAAUGGUAGCCCCCCCAAGUCAACCAUUGCUAGAGUAAUUGUAAAAAUCCUUGACGAAAAUGACAACAAACCCCAGUUCCUACAAAAGUUCUACAAAAUCAGACUCCCAGAGCGGGAAAGACCAGAACGAGAAAGAAACUCCAAGCGCGAGCCCAUCUAUCGUGUUAUCGCUACAGACAAAGACGAAGGUCCCAAUGCAGAGAUCUCUUACAGCAUUGAAGAUGGAAACGAGCAUGGCAAAUUUUUCAUUGAGCCAAAAACCGGAGUGGUUUCGUCCAAGAAGUUCUCUGGAGCUGGAGAAUAUGAUAUCCUUUCAAUUAAGGCAGUUGAUAAUGGUCGCCCCCAAAAGUCGUCAACCACGCGACUCCACAUUGAAUGGAUUUCCAAACCCAAACCAUCCCUGGAGCCGAUUUCAUUUGAAGAACCGUUUUUUACCUUUACUGUCAUGGAAAGUGACCCGGUUGCUCACAUGAUUGGAGUGAUAUCUGUGGAGCCUCCUGGCACGCCUCUUUGGUUUGAUAUCAUUGGUGGCAACUAUGACAGUCACUUUGAUGUUGACAAGGGCACCGGAACGAUCGUUGUUGCCAAACCUCUUGAUGCAGAACAGAAAUCAAACUAUAACCUCACAGUCGAAGCCACAGACGGAACCACCACCAUACUUACACAGGUAUUCAUCAAAGUAAUAGAUACAAAUGACCAUCGUCCUCAAUUUUCUACAUCAAAAUAUGAAGUUGUUAUUCCUGAAGACACAGUGCCAGAAACGGAAAUUCUGCAAAUCAGUGCUGUGGAUAAGGAUGAAAAAAACAAGCUCAUCUAUACACUGCAGAGCAGCAUUGAUCCAUUGAGUCUCAAGAAAUUUCGUCUUGAUCCUGCGACAGGCUCUCUCUAUACUUCUGAAACACUUGAUCAUGAAGCCAUCCACCAACAUGUUCUUACCGUCAUGGUACGGGAUCAAGAUGUUCCUGUGAAGCGCAACUUUGCACGGAUUAUUGUCAAUGUCAGUGACACCAAUGACCAUGCCCCCUGGUUCACAAGUUCCUCCUAUGAAGGGAGGGUUUAUGAAUCUGCAGCUAUUGGCUCAGUAGUGUUGCAGGUUACAGCUCUGGACAAGGACAAAGGGAAGAACGCUGAAGUGCUGUACUCGAUCGAAUCAGGAAACAUUGGAAAUUCUUUUACCAUUGAUCCCAUCUUGGGCUUAAUAAAAACUGCCAAAGAAUUAGAUCGAAAUAGCCAAGUGGAAUAUGACUUAAUGGUGAAAGCUACCGAUAAAGGGAAUCCACCAAUGAGUGAAAUAACUUCUGUGCAUGUCUUUGUGACAAUUGCUGACAAUGCCUCUCCUAAGUUUACAUCAAAAGAAUAUUCUGUUGAAAUCAGCGAAACUGUCGGCAUUGGGAGUUUUGUCGGAAUGGUUACAGCGCAGAGUCAGUCGUCAGUGGUAUAUGAAAUAAAAGAUGGAAAUGUAGCUGAUGCUUUUGAUAUUAAUCCACAUUCUGGAAGUAUCGUCACUCAGAAAGCCCUGGAUUUUGAAACGUUGCCCGUUUACACAUUGAUAAUACAAGGAACUAACAUGGCUGGUUUGUCUACUAACACAAGUGUUUUAGUGCAUCUACAGGAUGAAAAUGACAACUUGCCAGUCUUCAUGCAGGCAGAAUAUACGGGACUCAUUAGCGAAUCAGCUUCAACUAACAGCGUGGUCCUAACAGACAAAAAUGUCCCAUUAGUGAUUCGAGCAACUGAUGCUGAUAAAGAAUCAAAUGCUCUGCUUGUGUAUCACAUUGUUGAACCAUCUAUACACAAAUAUUUUGCUAUUGACUCUAGCACUGGUGCUAUUCAUACGGUACUGAGUUUGGACUAUGAAGAAACAAGCACUUUUCACUUCACCGUACAAGUGCAUGACAUGGGGACACCACGUUUAUUUGCUGAGUAUGCAGCUAAUGUGACUAUACGUGUAAUAGACAUUAACGAUUGCCCUCCUGUGUUCUCCAAAUCAUUAUAUGAAGCAUCUCUUUUAUUGCCAACAUACAGAGGAGUAAAAGUCAUCACGGUAAAUGCUACGGAUGCUGAUUCAAGUGCGUUCUCACAGUUGAUGUACUCUAUCACCGAGGGCAACAUUGGGGAGAAGUUUUUUAUGGACCACAAGACUGGUACUAUAACUGUACAAAACACAACUCAGCUAAGAAGCCGCUAUGAGUUAACCGUUAGAGCUUCUGAUGGCAGAUUUGUAAGCUUUACCUCUGUAAAAAUUAAUGUGAAAGAAAGCAAAGAAAGUCAACUGAAGUUUACCCAAGAUUUCUACUCUGCAGUAGUGAAAGAGAAUUCCACUGAAGCCAGAACAUUAGCUGUCAUUACUGCCAUUGGGAACCCAAUCAACGAGCCUUUGUUUUACCAUAUCCUCAACCCAGAUCGCAGAUUUAAAAUAAGCCAGACUUCAGGAGUUCUGUCAACCACUGGCAUACCAUUUGAUCGUGAACAGCAGGAGGCAUUUGAUGUGGUGGUAGAAGUGACCCAAGAACACAAGCCUUCAGCAGUGGCCCAUGUCAUUGUCAAGGUCAGCAUAGAAGACCAAAAUGACAAUGCACCAGUGUUUGUCAACCUUCCUUACUAUGCUGUUGUUAAAGUGGAUACCGUGGUGGGCCACGUUAUUCGCUACGUUACCGCCGUUGAUAGAGACAGUGGCAGAAAUGGAGAAGUGCAUUACUACCUUAAAGAGCAUCACGAGCAUUUUCAGAUCGGAUCCUCAGGUGAAAUUUCACUGAAAAAGCAGUUUGAACCUGACACCUUAAAUAAAGAAUAUCUUGUCACAGUGGUUGCAAAAGACGGAGGAGACCCAGCGUUUUCGGCUGAAGUGAUAGUUCCGAUCACUGUUAUGAAUAAAGCCAUGCCUGUGUUUGAAAAACCUUUCUACAGCGCAGAGGUUCCGGAGAAUAUCCAGAUGCACAGUCCGGUUGUCCACGUACAAGCCAACAGUCCAGAAGGGUUGAAAGUGUUCUACAGCAUCACGGAUGGAGAUCCUUUCACCCAGUUUACUGUUAACUUCAACACUGGAGUUAUAAAUGUCAUAGCCCCUCUGGACUUCGAGUCCCACCCGGCUUAUAAACUGAGCAUACGAGCAACCGACUCCUUGACCGGUGCUCAUGCUGAAGUAUUUGUUGACAUCAUAGUGGAAGACAUCAACGAUAACCCUCCUGUGUUUGGUCAGCAGUCUUAUGCCGCAACCCUGUCUGAGGCAGCUGUCAUCGGCACGUCUGUCGUUCAAGUUAGAGCGACAGAUUCUGAUUCAGAACCAAAUAGGGGAAUUUCAUACCAUAUGUUUGGGAACCAUAGCAAGAGUCAUGAUCAUUUUCACAUAGACAGCAGCACCGGCCUCAUUUCGCUAGUCCGAACUUUGGAUUACGAGCAGUUCCAGCAACACAAGAUUUUUGUAAGAGCUCUGGACGGUGGCAUGCCCCCCCUGAGCAGUGAUGUGGUUGUGACAGUGGAUGUCACAGACCUCAAUGACAAUCCGCCACUGUUUGACCAACAGAUUUAUGAAGCCAAAAUCAGCGAACACGCCAUGCAUGGGCAUUUCGUGACCUGUGUGAAAGCAUAUGAUGCAGACAGCUCAGACAUAGACAGGUUGGACUAUUCCAUUCUCUCUGGCAAUGAUCAUAAGAAUUUUGUCAUUGACGGUGAAACGGGGAUCGUCACACUCUCAAACGUGCGCCGGCACACCUUGAAGCCAUUUUAUAGUCUUAACGUUUCUGUUUCUGAUGGAGUUUUUAGGAGUUCAGCUCAGGUUCACGUAACUGUAAUUGGAGGCAAUCUGCACAGUCCUGUUUUUCUUCAGAGCGAAUAUGAAGUGGAGUUAGCUGAAAAUGCUCCCUUACACACGCUGGUGAUCGAGGUCAAAGCAACUGAUGGGGAUUCUGGUAUUUACGGUCACAUUACUUACCAUAUUGUAAAUGACUUUGCCAAAGACAGAUUUUACACAAAUGACAGAGGACAGAUAUUUACUUUGGAGAAACUUGAUCGAGAAACUCCAGCAGAGAAAGUAAUCUCAGUUCGUUUAAUGGCUAAGGAUGCCGGUGGAAAAGUUGCUUUCUGCACCAUUAAUGUCAUCCUUACAGAUGACAAUGAUAAUGCACCCCAGUUUCGAGCAACCAAGUAUGAAGUGGACAUUGGGUCCAGUGCUCCCAAAGGGACAUCCGUCAUUAAAGUUCUUGCAAGUGAUGCCGAUGAGGGAUCCAAUGCCGAUGUCACCUAUGCCAUUGAAGCAGAUUCUGAAAGUGUCAAGGAGAAUUUGGAAAUUAACAAACUAUCUGGCAUAAUUACUACAAAAGAAAGCUUAAUUGGCUUAGAAAAUGAGUUCUUCACUUUCUUUGUGAGAGCUGUGGAUAGUGGGUCUCCGUCAAGGGAAUCUGUGGUUCCUGUGUAUGUUAAAAUACUUCCACCAGAAAUACAACUUCCAAAAUUUUCGGAACCGUUUUAUACCUAUACGGUUUCAGAAGACAUGCCUAUUGGAACAGAGAUAGACCUCAUCCGAGCAGAACAUAGUGGGACCGUUCUUUACAGCCUAAUCAAAGGGAACACUCCUGAAAGUAACAGGGAUGAGUUCUUUGUGAUUGACAGACAGAGCGGCAGACUGAAACUUGAAAAGAGUCUUGAUCACGAAACGACUAAGUGGUACCAGUUUUCCAUACUUGCCAGGUGCGCUCAUGAGGACUACGAGGUGGUGGCAUCUGUAGAUGUUAGCAUCCAAGUGAAAGAUGCAAAUGAUAACAGCCCUGUGUUAGAGUCUAACCCGUAUGAGGCUUUUAUUGUUGAAAACCUGCCAGGGGGGAGUAGAGUCAUCCAGGCCAGGGCAUCUGAUCUGGAUUCGGGAACCAAUGGCCAAGUCAUGUACAGUCUAGAUCAGUCACAAAGUGUGGAAGUCAUCGAAUCUUUUGCCAUUAACAUGGAGACAGGCUGGAUUACGACCCUCAAGGAACUUGACCAUGAAGAGAGAGACCAUUACCAGAUUAAAGUGGUUGCAUCAGAUCAUGGUGAAAAGGUCCAGCUCUCCUCCACGGCCAUCGUGGAUGUUACUGUCACCGACGUCAACGACAGCCCCCCACGAUUCACGGCAGAGAUAUACAAAGGGACCGUGAGCGAAGAUGACCCACCAGGCGGUGUCAUCGCCAUCUUGAGUACCACAGAUGCCGAUUCUGAAGAAAUUAAUAGACAAGUUACAUAUUACAUAACAGGAGGAGAUCCUUUGGGACAGUUUGCUAUUGAAAAUAUACAGAAUGAAUGGAAGGUGUUUGUGAAGAAACCUCUGGACAGGGAAAAAAGGGACAAUUAUCUUCUGACUAUCACAGCAACCGAUGGGACCUUCUCCUCAAAAGCCAUAGUUGAAGUGAAAGUUCUUGAUGCAAAUGACAACAGUCCCGUCUGUGAAAAGAGCUUAUAUUCGGAAACGAUUCCAGAAGAUGCCUUUCCCGGGAAGCUGAUCAUGCAGGUGUCUGCUACAGAUGCAGAUAUCCGCUCCAAUGCUGAAAUUACUUACACAUUAUUUGGUCCAGGGGCAGAAAAGUUCAAACUAAAUCCAGACACAGGUGAACUGAAAACAUUAGCCCCCCUUGAUCGUGAGGAGCAAGCAGUUUAUAACCUGCUCGUCAAGGCCACAGAUGGGGGGGGUAGAUUCUGUCAAGCCAGUAUUGUGCUCACAUUAGAAGAUGUGAAUGAUAAUGCCCCUGAAUUCUCAGCCGAUCCGUACGCCAUCACCGUGUUUGAGAACACAGAGCCUGGGACGCUGUUGACUAGGGUCCAGGCCACGGACGCAGAUGCAGGACUGAAUCGGAAGAUGUCCUACUCGCUGGUGAACUCUGCUGACGGGCAGUUCUCCAUUAAUGAAUUCUCCGGAAUCCUUCAGUUAGAAAAACCCUUGGACCGAGAAGUGCGGGCCGUGUACACCCUUACUCUGAAAGCCGUAGACCAGGGUUUGCCGAGGAGGCUGACGGCUACCGGCACUGUUGUGGUGUCCGUCUUGGAUAUAAAUGACAACCCCCCUGUGUUUGAAUACCGUGAGUACGGCGCCACCGUGUCUGAGGACGUUCUUCUCGGCACAGAAGUUCUCCAGGUGUAUGCGGCCAGUCGGGAUAUCGAAGCGAAUGCGGAAAUCACCUACGCAAUAAUAAGUGGAAACGAACAUGGAAAAUUCAGCAUAGACUCCAAAACAGGGGCCAUCUUUAUCAUUGAGAACCUGGAUUAUGAAAGCUCUCAUGAAUAUUACCUGACUGUGGAGGCCACUGACGGGGGGACACCUUCAUUAAGUGAUGUGGCCACUGUGAGCAUUAACGUAACUGAUGUCAAUGACAACUCCCCUGUGUUCAGCCAAGACACCUACACAGCUGUGAUCAGCGAAGAUGCCGUCCUUGAGCAGUCUGUCAUCACGGUUAUGGCUGACGAUGCUGACGGACCUUCGAACAGCCACAUCCGCUAUUCAAUUACAGAUGGCAAUCAAGGAAGUCCAUUUACAAUUGACCCUGCCCGGGGAGAAGUAAAAGUGACCAGGCUUCUCGACCGGGAAACAAUUUCAGGUUACACACUCACAGUCCAGGCUUCUGAUAACGGCAGUCCGCCCAGGGUCAACACGACUACCGUGAAUAUCGACGUGUCAGACGUCAACGACAACGCUCCGGUCUUCUCCAAGGGAAACUACAGUGUCAUUAUCCAGGAAAAUAAGCCCGUGGGUUUCAGCGUACUGCAGCUGGUAGUGACCGACAGGGACUCCUCGCAUAACGGCCCACCCUUCUUCUUUACCGUUGUGAGUGGGAAUGACGAUGGAGUGUUUGAAGUGAACCAGCAAGGGGUCCUUCUCACAUCAGCUGCCAUAAGGAGGAAGGUGAAAGAUCAUUACCUACUGCAUGUGAAGGUGGCCGAUAACGGAAAGCCUCAGUUGUCAUCUUUGACGUAUAUUGACAUUCGGGUCAUUGAGGAGAGUGUCUAUCCGCCUGCAAUCUUGCCACUAGAGAUUUUCAUUACUGCUUUUGGAGAGGAAUACUCAGGCGGUGUCAUUGGGAAGAUUCACGCAACAGACCAGGACGUGUAUGACACUUUAAGCUAUAGUCUUGAUCCGCAGAUGGGCAACCUCUUCUCUGUUUCCAGCACCGGGGGUAAGCUGAUAGCACACAGAAAGCUAGAUGUAGGGCAGUACCUUCUCAAUGUCAGUGUAACCGAUGGGAAAUUCACGACGGUGGCGGACAUCACGGUGCACAUCAGACAGAUAACCCAGGAGAUGCUGAACCACACUGUCGCCGUCCGCUUCGCCAACCUCACUCCGGAAGAAUUCGUUGGUGACUACUGGCGCAACUUCCAGCGAGCUUUGCGGAACAUCCUGGGUGUGAGGAGGAGUGAUGUCCAGAUCGUUAGUUUGCAGCCCUCUGAACCCCAUCCACAUCUGGAUGUCUUGCUUUUCGUAGAGAAAUCAGGGAGUGCCCAGGUUUCAACCAAACUGCUUCUGCACAAGAUCAAUUCUUCUGUGACUGACCUUGAGGAAAUCAUGGGUGUUAGGAUACUGGACGUGUUCCAGAAGCUCUGUGCAGGGCUGGACUGCCCGUGGAAGUUCUGUGAUGAAAAGGUGACCGUGGAUGAGAACGUUAUGUCAACGCACAGCACGGCCAGACUGAGUUUCGUGACUCCCCGCCACCACAGGACAGCUGUGUGUCUCUGCCAAGGUAAUGCACAGGGAAGAUGCCCAGUUGUCCGUCAUGGAUGUGAAGACAGUCCAUGCCCUGAGGGAUCUGAAUGUAUCGCUGAUCCCAGAGAGGAGAAAUACGCCUGUGUCUGCCCGGGUGGCAAGUUUGGUCAGUGCCCAGGGAGUUCAUCUGUAACAUUUACUGGAAACAGCUUUGUGAAAUACCGUCUAAUGGAAAACGAAAACAGAUUGGAGAUGAAACUGACCAUGAGGCUCAGAACGUACUCUGCUCACGCAGUUGUGAUGUACGCUCGCGGGACCGACUACAGCAUCUUGGAGAUUCAUAAUGGACGGCUACAGUACAAAUUUGACUGUGGGAGCGGCCCUGGAAUUGUCUCUGUUCAAAGCAUCCAAGUCAACGAUGGGCUGUGGCAUGCGGUGUCUCUAGAAGUGAAUGGAAACUACGCUCGGCUGGUUCUCGACCAAGUUCACACUGCAUCAGGCACAGCCCCUGGGACUCUGAAAACCCUGAACCUGGAUAACCAUGUGUUUUUCGGUGGCCACAUCCGCCAUCAAGGCACAAGGCACGGAAGAAGCCCCCAAGUGGGUAAUGGCUUCAGGGGUUGUAUGGACUCCAUUUAUUUGAAUGGGCAGGAGCUCCCUUUAAACAACAAACCAAGAAGCCAUGCACACAUUGAAGAAUGGGUGGACGUCUCUCCCGGGUGCUCGUUAACGGCCACCGAAGACUGUUCCAGCAACCCUUGCCAGAAUGGAGGCGUUUGCCAGCCAUCCCCUGCUGGAGGUUAUUACUGUAAAUGCAGUGCCUUGUACAUAGGGACGUAUUGUGAGCUGAGCGUCAACCCGUGUUCCUCCAACCCAUGCCUCUAUGGUGGCACGUGCAUUGUGGACAACGGAGACUUCCUUUGCCAAUGCCGAGGAUUGUACACUGGCCAGAGGUGCCAGCUUAGUCCAUAUUGCAAAGAUGAGCCCUGUAAAAAUGGUGGAACAUGUUUCGACAGCUUGGAUGGUGCCGUCUGUCAGUGUGAUUCGGGUUUUAGGGGAGAAAGGUGCCAGAGUGACAUUGACGAAUGCGCUGCCAGCCCCUGCCGCAACGGGGCCCUCUGCGAGAACACACACGGCUCCUACCACUGUAACUGCAGCCACGACUAUAGGGGGAAGCACUGUGAGGACGCUGCCCCCAAUCAGUACGUGUCCACGCCGUGGAACAUCGGACUGGCCGAAGGAAUAGGAAUUCUCGUCUUUGUGACCGGGAUAUUCUUACUGGCGGUGGUGUUCGUCCUCUGCCGCAAGAUGAUCAGUCGGAAGAAGCAGCACCAGGCCGACCCUGAAGACAAGCACUUGGGACCAGCCACAGCUUUCUUGCAGAGACCGUACUUCGAUUCAAAGCUAAAUAAGAACAUUUACUCCGACAUCCCCCCCCAGGUGCCCGUCCGUCCUAUAUCCUACACUCCAAGCAUUCCAAGUGACUCCAGGAACAACCUUGACCGCAAUUCCUUUGAGGGAUCUGCUAUCCCGGAGCAUCCUGAAUUCAGCACCUUUAACCCCGAGUCUGUGCACGGACACCGGAAGGCAGUGGCCGUCUGCAGUGUGGCCCCGAACUUGCCUCCCCCACCACCUUCCAACUCCCCUUCUGACAGCGACUCCAUACAAAAGCCCAGCUGGGACUUCGACUAUGAUACUAAAGUAGUGGAGCUCGAUCCCUGUCUCUCCAAGAAACCUCUGGAGGAGAAGGCUUCGCAUCCGUACAGUGCCCGGGAGAGCCUGUCGGAGGUGCAGUCGCUCAGCAGCUUCCAGUCGGAGUCGUGUGACGACAAUGCUUCCAUAGUGACUGUCAUACACCUUGUCAACGCUGUAGUUGACACGGUGAAUGAAGAAGAGUCUUUGGCUGCUCCUGACCUCAGCAAAUCAAGAGGGUAUCACUGGGAUACGUCGGAUUGGAUGCCGAGUGUUCCUCUGCCGGAUAUACAAGAAUUCCCCAAUUAUGAGGUUAUCGACGAGCAGACCCCCCUGUACUCGGCAGAUCCGAAUGCCAUCGAUACGGACUAUUACCCUGGAGGUUACGACAUUGAGAGUGACUUUCCCCCUCCCCCGGAAGACUUCCCGGUGCCAGACGAACUGCCCCCCUUACCUCCGGAGUUCAGCGAUCAGUUCGAAUCCAUACACCCUCCGAGAGACAUGCCCGCUGCUGGUAGUCUGGGUUCUUCAUCGAGAAGCCGGCAGAGGUUCCACUUGAAUCAGUAUCUGCCCCACUUCUACCCCGUCGAUCUGUCUGAACCUCAAAAGACAGGCACUGGUGACAACGGUCCGUGUAGAGAACCCUAUGCCCCCUGCCCUCCAGGGUACCCAAGAAACUUUGAAGCCCCCACCGUAGAGAACAUGCCCCUGUCUGUGUACCCCUCCACGGCUUCCUGCUCUGAUGUGUCGGCGUGCUGUGAAGUGGAGUCUGAGGUCAUGAUGAGUGACUAUGAGAGCGGAGACGACGGCCACUUCGAAGAGGUGACAGUGCCUCCGCUGGAUGCGCAGCAACACACGCAGGUCUGACGCCCCGACUCCCCCCAAAGUGCCUGGACUUGAACGAGCCCGAGAUCGUUCCGUAAACGAUCUUCUGCCUCGUUCUCUGCAGAAGUGCUUAAGCGCUUUUUUUUUUUUUGGCGAGCUGGGGUGGGCGUGGCGGCCAUUCCCAGCGUCCCAACCUACUGUAAUUGGGUGACAGGUCCAUUUCUGAACAUCUUUUUUGCAUUUUACAUCCGUCUGUUUAAAAUAAUGAAACGAAAAUCAGUCCUUUCAUCUUGUUAGCAUGAUUCAUGUAUUUAUAGAAAUUUGAUUAUUUUAAUUUCCCUUUUUUUUGUAAAUGUUUUGUACAGAUUUGAUUUUUCAUAGUUUUAACUAGAUUUUCAAGACCUUUUGUGCAUUUGUUUUUGACCGAAUUUUGGUGGUGUUAGUGUCAUUCCCUAGCACCCUGAUUUUUCAGUGUAACCAGGGUUUCAUUAUAUGUCCUUUUCCAUUGAGGUAUGACAUUUCAUGAAGACAUUUCAGUAUAGUCCUUCGUUUCUAGCUGUACAUAGGAUGAGGAAAGAUUGUAUACAAGAACAUGUCUUAAAUGGGUGACUGUAUUUUAGAACUAUAAACAUUUUUCAUUAUUGGAAAGUGUAACGGGGACCUUCCGCAUACCUGUUUAGAACCAAAACCAUCAUGACACAGUUUUUAUAGUGUCUGUAUAUUUGUGAUGCGAUGGUCUUGUAAAGGUUUUUACUGAAAACUACCAUUAGCCAGUCUUUCUUACUGACAAUAAAUUAUUAAUAAAAUAUUUGAGCUUUA